AUGUCCCCUAUUGAGAAACUUAUCGGUGAGCCGGAUGACGAUCCGACAGACCUGAGCAACGCACCUUUUGCAUUUGGUCGCUUUCCUACGGGCAGCGAGAGUUCUGCAGAGUACACUCUCUCCAGCGCGCCGAGUCAGUCCCAGCCUCCAAGGAAGCAGGCGCGACUUGCUAGACCGAUUCCUUUUGCCACCUGUGGUGCAGAGCUGGCUGUACACGAGCGUCCUCAGCAGAUGCUCUACGACUACCAGCCCCCAAGCCAGCAGCCGGACCGAUACACACCGCGCCAUGUUCCACCCGUCCUCGAAUAUCUGCAGGGUAUCCAGCAUGGAACCCGAGAUCACCCACGUGCCACUACUGGAGAGGAUUUCAUCCCCACUCCGAGUCGCCGCUCCUCGCCAGUCAAUGAACUCACGCCUGCCUCGCUCGAUGAACUAGAGUCAAUUGAUGCUCUUGCAGCGGCACGAGCCGUCAUCUUGGGUCUACGUUUCCAAGACCCGAUAGUUCUCGCAAACAAGAAGUGGAAGCGGGAGGCGCGAAUGAAAGGCAACCAGGACGGAUUAGAGGCGAUAUGGAGUGUGAUUUGCACAGGACUUGGCUUGGUUUGGUACUCUUGGCCGGUAAAUUAA
Messenger RNA from Akanthomyces muscarius, 627 nucleotides. RefSeq lists its product as uncharacterized. Lineage: Eukaryota; Fungi; Ascomycota; Sordariomycetes; Hypocreales; Cordycipitaceae. Bases 1 to 627 code for a protein of 208 amino acids. The record is from RefSeq and is a predicted model, not a curated record. The transcript has 3 exons.